AUGACAAAAAUCGUGGACUUGAUGAAGUCCAUUAUUGGCAUCUUCAACGAGCAUGCUGGAGAAGACAAGAUGCUCGACAAGGAAGAAUUGAAAGCAAUGAUGGCCCACGACGUGUUCUCAUCCCAGGAGAAGCUCGAAGAGCUUGUGAACGAGCUUGACAAGAAUCAUGAUGAUAAGAUCAGCUUUGAUGAGUUCAUCAAAUCGAUGGCUUACAUUUGCGCUCUUGUCAAGAUCGACGGCGAGGAUGCUGCUGACUUUAACGGUGGCCACGAUCCGACUUGGAGGGGAUGGAUGAAUCCAAAUACUCUCAGAUAG
Messenger RNA from Oikopleura dioica, 315 nucleotides. Lineage: Eukaryota; Metazoa; Chordata; Appendicularia; Copelata; Oikopleuridae. The record is from the annotation of a GenBank genome assembly.